Messenger RNA from Liolophura sinensis, 1656 nucleotides. Its product is annotated as receptor-type tyrosine-protein phosphatase T-like. Gene Ontology annotation, biological process: protein dephosphorylation; motor neuron axon guidance. The transcript is spliced from 14 exons. The record is from RefSeq and is a predicted model, not a curated record. Lineage: Eukaryota; Metazoa; Mollusca; Polyplacophora; Chitonida; Chitonidae. Gene Ontology annotation, molecular function: protein tyrosine phosphatase activity. Bases 1 to 1656 code for a protein of 551 amino acids.
AUGCCAGGCUGCGGUAACCGUCUUAAUGGUUUUACCCUGUUCGUGGGAAACUCCUCCCGGAAUUACACAGUGUGUUACCAGGACACCACCACGGCUCAUUACGGUCCAGGGGACGUUAUUGAUGGAUCUUGUAACACCAGCAGCCCGAUAUUAGGAGACACCGUGAAGAUUAUGAUCAACAAUUUCAAGCCACUCACUCUGUGUGAAGUACAGAUAUUCGUGUGCACACCCGGGACAUACGGACUAGACUGUGGGGAGAGAUGUGGGAACUGUGCUGAGGAACCGUCUGUCUGUGACACAACAUCCGGGCACUGUCCACAGAGAACACCAAGGUGCAUGCUGGGAUACCGCACUGAGAAAUGUGAUGAAGUGUGCACACCUGGGACAUACGGACUAGACUGUGGGAAGAGAUGUGGGAACUGUGCUGAGGGCCCGUCUGUCUGUGACACAACAUCCGGGCACUGUCCACAGAGAACACCAAGGUGCAUGCUGGGAUACCGCACUGAGAAAUGUGAUGAAGAAGCAAAAGCGUCUGCAGAAGGUGGUGUUAACCCUGCCUACAUAGGCGGUGGUGUGGCUGCAGCUGUUGUUUUAAUCAUCAUAGUGGCAGUUGUUGUCAUUAUCAUAUUUAGGAGACGGCGUAAAGCGCACUGUAAAUAUGAUGACCGGGAAGAAAUAGAAGUGGACAGGCAGCCACAGAAUAACAUAGCGUUUCAGGAAGACAGCGACGAUCAGGAAGACGACCCACAGGGUGAUGUUAAUCCAUACGUUAACGCAGACGUCGUCCCGACUGAAGUGUCUGUCAGCGAAUUCCCAGACUACGGUGCGAGGAAGAAAGCAGCGAAAGGCUUCAAGAAAGAAUUCGAAAAAUUCCCCACUGGUUUGCACGCGAAGCAUGACGCGGCUGACAAACCCGAGAAUAAAGCGAAAAGCCGCUAUCGAAGCCUCGUGGCAUACGACCAUUCCAGGGUGUUGUUAUCUGUGACAGACGGCCAGGCUACUGACUACAUCAAUGCCUGCUACAUAAAUGGUUACAACGAACCGAAGAAAUACAUCGCAUCUCAAGGUCCUAAUGACGUCAUCCUUCACGAUUUUCUGCGCAUGAUCUGGGAACAGAAGUCUGGAAAAAUUAUCAUGGUGACCAACUUAAUGGAGACAACAAAGACCAAGUGCUGCCAAUACUGGCCUGACGAAGGAUCGGAGAGUUUUGGCCUGAUUACUGUGACACUACUGAAUGAGGAGUUUUACGGGGAGUUUACCGUGAGAACUCUGCUACUGACUCACAACCAGACAAAGACGGAGAGCCACACGGUCAAGCAGUUCCACUUUACGGCCUGGCCUGAUCACGGAGCCCCUGCUCAACCUACUGGGUUACUGGAUUUUCGGGACAAAGUUAACGCUUAUCAGACGCAGCUUAACGGACCAAUCGUCGUGCACUGCAGCGCUGGUGUGGGUCGCACGGGAACAUACAUAGCUCUGGAUUAUCUGAUCUCCCAGGCUCAAGACGAGGGGGUGGUGGAUGUGCCGGCCUGUGUGAGACAGCUCCGGGAACAGCGAGUUAACAUGGUCCAGGCAUUGGUAAAUAUGGCAUUUUACAAACCCCGGUCCCCGAUGGCAGACCAAUCUAGACUGCUUCAGAUGAGGUUCUCCACCUGA